AUGGACAAGUUUGUGGUAGUGUUUAUAGAUGAUAUACUGGUGUAUUCGAAGAGUAAAGAAGAACAUGUAGAACAUCUGAGGGCAAUUCUGCAAACACUAAGGGAAAACAAGCUUUACGCAGCAUUUCUGGGCCAUUUUGUGUCCAAAAAUGGGGUAGAAGUAGAUCCAGCAAAGAUAGAAGCAGUGAAAGGUUGGCCUAAGCCAAAAACAGUGUCUGACGUUAGGAGUUUCUUAGGUUUAGCAGGGUAUUAUAGGCGUUUUAUGAAAGAUUUUUUGAAUAUUGCUAAACCUAUGACCUCUCUAAUGAAGAAGGACAAGAAUUUUGAGUGGGAUGACAGAUGUGCGGAAGCAUUCCAACUCUUGAAACAAAAGCUAAUCAUAGCGCCAGUGCUUACACUGCCAGAUGAUAGUGGUAUUUAUGGUAAUGUAUACAGUGACGCAUUUAAGAAUGGUCUAGGGUGUACUUAUGCAAAAUGGGAAAGUGAUUGCAUAUGCAUCAAGACAAUUGAAGAAUCAUGA
Molecule: messenger RNA, 519 nt
Organism: Chenopodium quinoa (quinoa)
Lineage: Eukaryota; Viridiplantae; Streptophyta; Magnoliopsida; Caryophyllales; Amaranthaceae
Exons: 1
Coding region: 1-519 (172 amino acids)
Source: RefSeq, a predicted model, not a curated record